UUUGCAGAUCUGACUGAACCGUUUUUCAACACGUCAUAUACAGAACUGAAGUUUUCCUCCCAGUUUAUAAACCCUUGCUAUGAACCUGGUUCUUUCCAGUUCCCUCCUCCUAAUCCUUUUUUACCUACGGUGCUACCUCUUCCUGCCGAGACUGACGAUGAUGACGAUGAGGCUGGGACUGAUGAUGAGUCUGAUCUUCUUGUGGACAAACCAAACAUAAAGUUGUGGCACUCAUGUGAUGAGAGUGUCCCAACUUUCAAUCUUUCUGUCUUGUGCAAAAUUGGAAGUGAUUUGAGGAGCCAAGCUUUGGGCGUAUUCUAUUUACAUCUUUUAAAAGAAUCGUUAGCCCCUAUUUUAUCUCAGGUAAUUUUUUUGGUUUCUUUACAUGAAAUGUAUUAAAUGAGAAAUUCAAUUUUAUAUGUGCAGGGAAAGGAAGCAAAUUUGAAUACGUCCAUAACACUUUCAGAUAAAAACAAAGUGGAGAUUAAAACAAGCGGUUUUAAAGAAAGAUUCCAUCUCUACAUAUCAACGAUUUGGAAUGUGUUUACAAGUUUUUCUCCAUCGGCUGACAGUUUUGUGACUGACAAAGAGAUUGUUGGUGCUGGUUUAGUAAACAACAUUUCUGACCUCAGUGACCAUUCUGACUUUCUAUUGCUGGAAAAUGUCUCUAAAUCUUGCUACUCUGUUGAUGCGAUGUUGAGGAAACUUAAGUUCAUCAAUAUUGAUGAAAUUAUUCGGUUCAUCUCUGAUUUGCGUUCUCAGAUGUUUAUUGAAAGUGUAUUCUUUGGGAAUAUAUUAAAAGAUGAAGCUCAUAAUAUAUCAAAACUCUUUGAAAGCUAUGAAAUAGCACCUCUUCCUGAGGAUAGUCGAGAUGAUAAAAAAAACUGAUAUCCCUAAGGGUUCCAAAACCACGUUUGAUGAUUUUGUCCGAAUAAAGUCUGACAUCAACUCUCUAGCUGAGGUUUCCUUUCAAAUUGGAACAAAAAGGGUUGAUGCUCAGAAAACUGCAGUUCUACAUCUCUUCUUCUCAAUGAUAGAAGAAAAUUUAAUCUACUGGCUAAGGAUGAAGAAUAAGCUUGGAUUUGAAGUUGGCGGGGAACUUCAGUUUCAUUAUGGAAUCAAUCUCUUCUCUAUCACUGUGGUGUCAUCAGCCCAUAACCCUCAGUAUCUGUUAGAGCAAAUCUACCUCUAUCUAGAUGGUUUAGAAGAAUUUUUGGAAGUUAUGGAAGCCAAUGUUUUUGGAAAAUACAAAAAAACUACAUCUGAUGAGUAUCCUGAUGAUGAUGGGGAGAAUUUGUGGCAACAGAUUACUGAAAAAAGACGGUUCCGUUUCAACAAGAGAGUUAGGAGUAUUCUAGAAAACAUCUCCAAGAAAGAUGUGGUCAACUUUUACAAAAGGUAUUUGGUCAAGACAUCUCCCCAAACCCGCAUGCUAUCCAUAAGGAUAUGGCGAUGCAACAGUAUCCCUUGUGCUUGGUCUAUUUAGCUUUUCUAAUAAUGAAACACUGUUUUGUAGACUGAUAUUGUUUUUACUG
Brassica oleracea var. oleracea is the source of this 1535-nucleotide messenger RNA. RefSeq lists its product as uncharacterized. NCBI's taxonomy places the organism in Eukaryota, Viridiplantae, Streptophyta, Magnoliopsida, Brassicales, Brassicaceae. Gene Ontology annotation, cellular component: cytosol. The record is from RefSeq and is a predicted model, not a curated record. The coding region runs from base 872 to 1486 and encodes 204 amino acids. Gene Ontology annotation, molecular function: metal ion binding. The transcript is spliced from 7 exons.